AUGACCGCGCCCACCGGAGCCCAAGAUGCCGUUCUCAAACCUUCCGACCCUGUGCCUGAAGGAGCCGUUCCUGUAGUAGGACUCGACUUUGACAAGUUCGCCGACCGCAAUAUCACAGUGGCCGAAAUGGUGGAAAGCAUGACCAAUAUGGGCUUCCAGGCAACAUCAGUGGGGCAAGCGACACAGAUCAUCAAUGGAAUGCGUGAGUGGCGCGAUGAAGAGACGGGACAAGGCACGACUAUAUUCCUUGGAUACACAUCAAAUCUCAUCUCAUCGGGUCUUCGAGAGACGUUGCGAUGGUUGGUUCAGCACAAGCACGUUUCGGCCAUUGUAACGACUGCUGGAGGUGUUGAAGAAGACUUCAUCAAGUGUCUGGCACCAACAUAUCUGGGUGCUUUCUCUACCCCUGGCGCGUCACUCAGGGCCAAAGGCAUGAACAGAAUUGGCAACCUUGUUGUACCGAACAGCAACUACUGUGCAUUCGAGGAUUGGGUAGUGCCGAUCUUUGAUAAGAUGUUGGAAGAACAAGAAGCGUCAAAAGACACAGAGGAGCCCAUCAACUGGACUCCUAGCAAGAUGAUCAAUAGACUCGGCAAGGAGAUCAACGACGAGCGCUCGGUAUACUACUGGGCAUGGAAGAACGAUAUCCCCGUCUUCUGUCCUGCUCUAACAGAUGGUAGUCUGGGUGACAUGCUGUACUUCCACACAUUCAAGGCUUCCCCACUACAACUACGUGUCGACAUUGUGGAAGAUAUCCGCAAGAUCAACACAAUCGCAGUAAGAGCCAAGCGCGCAGGAAUGAUCAUCUUGGGUGGAGGAAUAGUCAAACACCACAUCGCCAAUGCGUGCCUCAUGCGCAAUGGAGCAGAGAGUGCAGUCAUCAUCAACACAGCCAACGAGUUUGACGGAAGUGACGCUGGUGCACGACCAGACGAAGCCGUCAGCUGGGGCAAGAUCAAGGUCGACGGCGACAGCGUCAAGGUCUACGCCGAGGCGACAGUCGUGUUCCCUAUGAUCGUUGCAUCCACAUUCGCCAAGGUGGCUUGA
Molecule: messenger RNA, 1047 nt
Organism: Aureobasidium subglaciale EXF-2481
Lineage: Eukaryota; Fungi; Ascomycota; Dothideomycetes; Dothideales; Saccotheciaceae
Exons: 3
Coding region: 1-1047 (348 amino acids)
Biological process (GO): peptidyl-hypusine biosynthetic process
Cellular component (GO): cytoplasm
Molecular function (GO): deoxyhypusine synthase activity
Source: RefSeq, a predicted model, not a curated record